UUUCUUCCAGAACUCCACAGAAUCUGUGCAGUGCAUGGUGAAGUGAUGCUGAACAACAAACUGACGUCAUCAAGAGGCGACUCUCGCACCUCAAAGAACCACAACAUUCUGGAGCACAGAAAAGAAGGCAGACAGUUAAACAGUCACCAGAUAUCAUAUCAGCCUGUUCACGCCCGUGCACCGCCGCCGCCGCCGCCGCAGCAGCCGCAGCAGCAGCAGCAGCAGCAGCAGCAGCCGUCUGCCGAGCGCAUCCGUCCGUGCAGGGACAGACAGACAGACAGACAGACAGACAGACCUGGCAAUGAUGGCGGACUGUGUUGGCUUUCAAGCGCAAAUCGCCUCGAUUAUAGAGAUAUUGGCCAAUUCGGCAGUGGCGGAGAUCUGCAAACUGGUGGACGAUGGCUACGCGGCGCUGCGCUCCCAGAUGGACCUGGAGCGGGAGAAGAGCGAGAAGGAGAACGAUGCCCUGCGGCAGAAACUGCGAGAAAUAGACGUAAAGGUGCGGAACUACGAGAGGAAGAUGAGGAGACGAAAUCAGCGGGAGGAAAUGCACGCCGUUCAUUUUAGGCCACCCGAAGGAGCUGAGGACCAUCAGCCUGUGGGGCCGCAUCUUCCUGUCGCCUCUGAUGACAAACCCUUUCAUCACAUUUCAAAGCAGGACGAAACCAAGGCGUUGCCACUGGUGAAGCAGGAAAAGGUGGAGAAAGAUGACUGCAACCUGGACCUCAAGGUGGAGGUCAAUAUCAGGGCAGAGUGUGGCCUGUCUACUGCCAUGGAACCCAGUGAGGAAACCCCCCCCAGUGAUAUUGUUCUUAACACCAGUGUCGCCAACAACACCUCCACCACCCAGCCCUCCUCUUCCCCCACUGAUGCCACAAUGGACCUGACCUGCAGGCCUCGGGCGAAACGUAAAGCCGCCGUACUUCUGGGCAACAGUUUGACAUCCAGCGGUGGGGGGGUCACGGCCUCCGAGGCUACUCGCAGGGACCUUGGAGGGACCUUAAUAGAUGGUGCUCUGAAGCCAGAGAUCCAGACAGAUGAUGCUACAGAAGAUGAACUUCAUCCCUCUCAGCUGUCAGCCCCUGUAGCCUCCGAUGAGCCCAGCCCCGACCGCCUCAACAGUCUGGGCCUGGACCUGGCCUGGAUGCAGGAGAGGGUCAGCCAUCUUGGUGCAGCAUACGCAGUAGCACAGCUGGGUUUGGGGAACACAGAAACUGGCCACCCCUCUGCCUCCUUCCCCUCGCAGGGCGGAGGAGACAGUCUAGAUGGCCCUCCAACCAUGCUCUUCACAGGUGGCGCUCAUGAAAUGGCUGCUUUCGCUGCCUCCUUUGACAUGGCCGCUGCCGCAGCUGCCGCUGCUGCUGUCGUGGCUGCAUCACCUCCACCGCCUCCUCCACCCCCUCCCACUACAGCUCCUUCUGCCACCACGACCAUCCAGAGGCGGCCUUACGGUAGCAGCGCUGCUUCUGCUCAAGAGCCCGUGGUGUGCGCUGUGUGCGGGCGCGUCUUCCCCAGCGCAGCCGCCCUGGAGCUGCACCAAAGGGUGCACACAGGGGAGAGGCCCUACACCUGUCCCCACUGUGGGAAGGGCUUUGCCCAGCCCAACAACCUGCGGGUCCACCUCCUCAUCCACACUGGGGAGAGGCGUUAUCGAUGUACACUGUGUGGGAAGAGUUUCAUCUCGUCCAGCCACCUAAAGAGGCACCGCACGGUCCACACGCAGGAGAAGCCCUACAGCUGCUCGCGGUGCGGACAGUCCUUCAGUCAAAUGUGUAGCGUUCGCAGACACCGGCAGCAGUCCCAGUGUGGUUUGUAGACUGACCGCUGGAGGAGGUGAAUGGCAUCUGGAACUGAUCCUCAUACAGUUUGGGGGCUAUGACGGGUGAAUGAUUGAAAUCCUUUACAUGGAAAUUCUAGCGUCUUAUGUAAGCACGAACAAAGAAGCAAGGCUGUAUCCUGUGAUGUCAUGGCACGUAGAGUUGAUAUUUGUGAAUUGUGUUUUUUUUAAGGCAAAGGAUAGGAUUUUCCCUGAAGCCCUCUCAACCUUUUCCUACUCCUUGUUUUAAAGUGAGAGAGGAUCACAGAGUGGUAAAGAGUGCCUGAGACAGUGUUGAUAACACUAAAUCGAUCAAAUUGUCAUUAAAUCGUAUUGUUUGUAUUUACAUACAUAACACAUUUUGGCUGAUGAUGCUGGGACACUGCCAUCAUCACGGUGUACCUGCACUGUCCACUGACCACUUUGUCUAACAGGAUGAACAGAACAUGAAUAUUUUGAGCACCUUACAGCUCUAUAGUAUUGAAGUAAUGAGUUGACUUAUAAUAUGACUUGACUUAAAAUACAAUUAAAGUUCAUCCAACGUUAAGCAAAACAAAAACGAAAAAUCUAUUCUUGCCUUAUCCUACUGUGAUUUUCCAGAUUUACAUUUCCAGACACUUCCAGCUGUUGUUUUUUUAGGACUGCUGGCCCUACAAGAUUUAAUUUCUCUCACUGCAAAGUGUCAAUAUCAAAGGAUGCUGAGACGUCUUCAGUGGAGUUCUUUUUUUGUUGACUGGAAGCAGGGAGAACCUGUUAGCUUAUGCCUUGUUUCCACUGUAUGGUACGGCUCUGCUUGACUCGACUCACUUUUUUGGUACCAGUACUUUUCUCUUUUCGUUUUCCACUGCGACGCUGCACAAAAGUGCCGUGACAUCAUUUUCAAAGCAACACUUGCUGAAUCCUUUCAUCUGCAACCAAACGGAAGAACAUCUGUACAUCCUCAGUUGUAUGCCGUAGUGUACUACGCCGUAGUUUUGCAGGUUUGUGCAGGUUGUCCAGUGUCACGCUAGACCAAUCAGUGGUCUGCAGUGUUUUAACUCCUUCAAGUAUCAACUGAGCUCGCUUUGAACCUCCACCAAGGUGGUACCAACAAAACAGUACCAGGUACUUUCCACAAAUUUUGCUCAUGGAAAACCAAAAAAAGAGCGAGUCGAGUCCUAGCCUACGGUGAAAACACGGCAUUAGUUAGCCUAACUCAGUCAAAAGAGGAACAGCUACACAUUCCAACCACAACAAAGCUGUCUAAGUGGCAUGUUUAUGUAGUAAACAUAAUGUAAUUUUUAUGAGCAGACAGUUGUUACUGAGCUAAACAUUGACAGCACACAGCAUUUCUUUCUCCUCAGAGAGGCAAUUUGUAUCACAGCACAGAGACAGACUGCAAUAGCCUGGGGCCCCCAGCUAAAAGGGCCCCAAACAGCUAUAGAUUUAUUAUGGUGUUUAGAUAUAAAAAAAAUAUUGAAUUAUGUUACUAUUCUGAUUCAUUCUAAACCAAAACACCUUGCAAAAGUCCCCCAAAGCACUUU
Molecule: messenger RNA, 3339 nt
Organism: Sander lucioperca (pikeperch)
Lineage: Eukaryota; Metazoa; Chordata; Actinopteri; Perciformes; Percidae
Product: myeloid zinc finger 1-like
Exons: 4
Coding region: 302-1816 (504 amino acids)
Biological process (GO): regulation of DNA-templated transcription
Cellular component (GO): nucleus
Molecular function (GO): DNA-binding transcription factor activity, RNA polymerase II-specific; RNA polymerase II cis-regulatory region sequence-specific DNA binding
Source: RefSeq, a predicted model, not a curated record